Dinoponera quadriceps is the source of this 1206-nucleotide messenger RNA. It is a transcript of the gene Sec61beta, whose product is annotated as protein transport protein Sec61 subunit beta. The coding region runs from base 273 to 563 and encodes 96 amino acids. Gene Ontology annotation, cellular component: Sec61 translocon complex. The record is from RefSeq and is a predicted model, not a curated record. Gene Ontology annotation, biological process: intracellular protein transport. NCBI's taxonomy places the organism in Eukaryota, Metazoa, Arthropoda, Insecta, Hymenoptera, Formicidae. The transcript is spliced from 3 exons.
GUUGUCCCGUACUCUCCGUGGCGCACCGCCAGUGUGCGUUCGAAUCGUCUUUCGUGAGUACUUUCGUUCCUCGCGUAGCGUAGCCUGCGUCUGAUGAGUUGUCCGUCAAGCAUCCGUCGUGUCUGCAGCAAGUGCGUCUUGACCGAAACCAGAACAAACGUACCGUCGUCGGCAGACACUUGGCACGUUUCCCAAUAACGGGCGGCACCCAUUCAUCGAGCGGGAAAGGAUCUUCUCGUGAUUCGCGAGCGCGUCGAGAUCGAUUCUAAACCAUGCCUGCCGCACCUAGUGCCGCCUCCGUGGGCUCCGUUGGACGGUCGCCCAGCAAAGCGAUAGCGCCGAGAACAGGUGGCAGCGGUACCGUUAGACAGAGGAAGACCGUGUCGGCGAACAGCUCGACGAGAAACAGGAGCACGGGCACGAGUUCCGGCGGCAUGUGGAAAUUCUACACGGACGAUUCACCGGGUAUCAAAGUAGGUCCUGUGCCAGUGCUCGUCAUGUCUCUCUUAUUCAUUGCAUCUGUGUUCAUGCUUCAUAUUUGGGGCAAGUACACCCGCAACUAGAGUUAAAUACGAUGUGAUUCAGGAUGGGCGGCGAAAGAAAAACUGGAAAAACCAGAUGGUAACUGGGCGAUGCAACUUGUGAAGUGAAUGACGCACCGAUAUUAAACUCAAAUAUGUACGUCUUGAUAUAUAUGUGUGAUAUAAUUUCGAAGCACGUAUCUUAAAGUGCGCGUGUACGUUACCGAGCAUAUGUGAAUAUGUAUAUCAUCGUGAGAACCACUCAUAAAAAUCAUUGCAAGUUAGAGGUAUCAUUACAUGAAUAGAAAUAUACUAAAGUUGCGAACAAGGUAGACUUGUAAGGGGGGAAUACUUUUUUCUUUUAUAAUUCCACAUUUAUGUGUAUCGUGUGAGAAAGUAUGUGAAAGUAUUUAAUUUUAUUGGAGGCUUGCGAAAGCUCGUCUGAUCGUCAAUAAUUCCACUGACUCCGGAAAUGAGUCAUCUUGAUCAGGCGAGUACCUGAAAUAUGGCGGAAAGGAUAAUGAUGAUAAAUAUUUGAUGAUGAUGAUGGAACAUGGCAUGUAUCAUUGUUGCUAUCAGUGAAAGAAAGCCAGAAAUUCUAUUAACUUUUAUAAGCCUCUAGUAAUUCGCAAUAUUACUGUUACAAGAUCGUUGAAGUAAAUAUGACUUAUUUUUAUCCUGUAAA